CAGAGCCAAGUUGUUUGCGCAGGCUGCAGAACACUUCUCAUGUAUCCCCAGGCAAGAUCCCUUUUUCAGACUGCCUGGAAGUAUUUGUGCUGCACUGCUAUUGGGGCCCAGAACGUGCGUUGUGCCCGCUGUGGCCAUAUCACCGCUGUUCCUCCAGCAGGAGGGGGGGACAUGGCCCAGCUCGUCUGUAGCAACACGUCUUGCAGAGUGGUACUAAUGUAUCCGCGAGGUGCAAGCCAAGUGCAGUGCUCCAUGUGCAGCACGGUCAACUGUGCGCAUGCGGCAAACCAGAUCAGUCAUCUGGUAUGUGCUUUCUGCAACAUGACGCUCAUGUUUGCGCAUGGAGCCCAGUCAGUGAAGUGUGCUGUCUGCAAUAAUGUCACGGCUGUGACAGGCAGCUCACUCAUGCAGGCCCAGUCAGCGCAGAGGUGUGACACACUACCCGCGUGA
Coccomyxa subellipsoidea C-169 is the source of this 450-nucleotide messenger RNA. RefSeq lists its product as hypothetical. The transcript is spliced from 4 exons. The annotation marks the transcript as partial. The record is from RefSeq and is a predicted model, not a curated record. NCBI's taxonomy places the organism in Eukaryota, Viridiplantae, Chlorophyta, Trebouxiophyceae, Coccomyxaceae.